Messenger RNA from Leptopilina heterotoma, 2023 nucleotides. Its product is annotated as putative ankyrin repeat protein RF_0381. The transcript is spliced from 3 exons. Bases 208 to 1998 code for a protein of 596 amino acids. Gene Ontology annotation, molecular function: protein binding. NCBI's taxonomy places the organism in Eukaryota, Metazoa, Arthropoda, Insecta, Hymenoptera, Figitidae. The record is from RefSeq and is a predicted model, not a curated record.
UUAUGUUUUUAUGUUUCGAAUAAAGAGGACACAAAGUUUUAAAUGCUGAUGAUGCGAAUUUUAUAGUUAAUAAUUUAAAGUUUAUUUUAAAAUAUAUGUGAGAACAGAAUUUGGUAAUUAUCUGCAUAAAUUCUGAAUAUUUGGAUCCUGUACCAUACUUCUAGACAGUAGACACGGUGUUUCUAUAUACAAUUACUCAUUACAGCAAUGGAGGAGAAUACUGAGAAACCCUUCGAAAGUUCCUUCACAAUUGCGGCUAAAGAAGGAAAUUUGAACGAUGUGAAAAAAUAUUUUAAAAGUCUAACUGCAGUAAACAAAAAAGAACAGUGCUAUUAUGCACUGUACUUUGCUGCAUUCAAUGGCCAUGAAAAUAUUAUAAAAUUUCUAAUUUCUAAAAAAGUCGAUGUUAAUUUCACGAUUAAGGAUUAUCUCACUCCACUUCACGCUGCAACAAGUUGUAAAUAUAGAGAUAAAAUUGUUCCUCUACUGAUAAAUGCCGGAGCCAACGUGAAUCCUAAACUGAAAAUUACUUCUGGGGAAGAAACUCUGGAAGAGAAGUAUUUUUGUUCACCGCUUCACAUUGCGGUGAAAAGCGCUAGUGAAAAAAUAGUUGGUGUAUUAUUGGAAAACAAAGCUAAUGUUAAUUUUAAUUUAAUUUCAAAUGAAAAAAUUAUAAGUCAAUUAAGAAAUGACAAAGAAAAAAAUGAGUUGGAAAAUAAAUUAAAAUUUGGCCUCUAUGAGUGGUACGAUCUCCAAAUUCAAUCGGGGUUUUCACCAUUACAUUACGCAAUUAGCGGCAGAAAUGAAAAUAUUGCGAAAAUUUUAAUUCGAGCCGGUGCUGAUUUAAAUAGUCGCUGUAGUGGUGAUUUAACACCUCUUUGUUUGUCCUGCGAUAUAAACAACGACAUUUCACUUCUUAAAAUUCUCCUUGAAGCUGGAAGUGACAUCAAUAUUGAAAUAAACAAUGGGAAAAAUAUUUUAGCCUACAUUUUAAAAUUAAAUAACAAGUAUUCAUUCGACGAGUACUACGACGACCACGAGAAUAGCUGGUUAACAAAAAAUCAACCAUUUUGCUAUUUAUUGAAAAUCGGCGCCAACCCAAAUGCCUGGUCAUCAAAAACUGGUGAAAAUCCCAUUCACUACGCGGCGAAAAAUGGAAUGGUGCACGCUUGCCACAUUCUCAUAAAAUACGGAGCAAAUCCGAAUUCAAUUGACAGAGAGGCGAAAACACCCCUCGAAUAUUCCACAAAUCAGUUGGAAAAUAUUUUGAAAAAUAUUCGAGAAAAUUUUUCGGAUCCAUUGCAUUCUGAAAAUUCAGAUUCCAGUGAUUUAUCAGACGUUAGUGAUGAUGAUUUAAGAGAAUUAAUCAUUCGACAAAGGCGGCGAAUCAACAAUGAAAAAUCGAGUGAAAAUCGAAAAAUUUAUAAUCUUUCGCAUCGUAAGUACGAAUAUCACGUGUGGGAGUAUAAAAGGGUGCAUCUGCAAAAAGUACAAUUUAAUGUAUUUAAAGACCCCGAACCCUUUAAAUUAAUCGCACAACUCCUACUUCGAGAAUUGGUGAGACUGGAAUCGAAGGGCAUCAGAGUCGUGAAGCAAAAUCAAAAUCUAAUUCAAUCCGAUUUCGUAAAACCUUAUUACGAAGAAUGCAGUGAAGAAUUGAAGAAAUUAAAGAAUCAUUUCAUCGUUGAAGACCUCAGUUACUAUCAAUUUUUAAUGGCAGAAAAAUCUUCUAUUAAAGAAUACAUGAAAAAUAAGAAAAUAAAAUCCUGUUUGGAAAAAAAGUAUUUAGAUAAAUACUUUCCUAAUUAUCAUAGAUUUUUAGUUAUUAACUCUCAAUUUGGAAAUGAGAGUUCAAAGUUCGAUGUUAAUGAAAAUAAGUGGAAGGAAAUGGAAAAAUUGGGAAAGUGUUCAGUUCAAAUAAAAGGUGCUUUAAUGAAACCAUGGAACUAUACUGAUGGUUCAUCGAGUGAUUCUGACAUGUUAAAUUUCCAGUGGUGACGAUUUAAAACUUUGUUUUUCUAUA